UUAACACACUGCCCCGCAUCAUGCUGCAUAUUGCGUGUCGACGCACCUACGCGCGUUCCUGCGGGAGUGCAGAUCUGCAUCAUCGUGCGGGUUUUUUGCGCACUCACGCGCGUAGGUGUGUUUUGUAGAUUCACGCACGGCGGCUCUCAUUUAUUCGCCGUUCUCUGUGGUGGUCGUGCUGUGAGCAUCACGAUAGUUUUGAUAAAAAUGGUUAAUAGUGUGGAACUUAUUCAGGACGCUGCCAUUAUACUAACUGUUUGGUAUUUGUAUGGUCGAAUUAAAAGAAAUCGUGCCCAUAGAAGAUACUGGGUACAACCUUAUUUACAAACAAGAUCUUUAAAUGGGUCAUUUGUUCAAAAUUAUUGGGACCUUAGAAAAUAUGAAGAGAAGUUCUUCAACUAUACGCGUAUGUCAACAACAUCUUUUGAUUAUUUGCUCAGCAAAAUUCGAACAGGUAUUAGUGGAAGAGAUACAAAUUUUCGUCUUUGUAUUACGCCAGAAGAGAAGCUUUGGGUAACAUUGAGAUACUUAGCAAGUGGUUGCUCGUUUACUGAGCUUCACUUCAGCCACAGAAUAGGAUUAUCAACCAUCAGAAAAAUCGUGGAAGACGUUUGCACAGCCAUUUGGGACAUCAUGAGAGCAGAAUGUUUUCCUGAGCUCACGACUGAAGCGUGGUUAAGCAUAGCUGAAGGUUUCCAACAACGGGCAAAUUUUCCUCAUGUGAUUGGAGCUAUUGAUGGAAAACAUGUCAGAGUUUACAAACCAUCCUUAACAGGAUCAUUGUAUUACAAUUACAAACAUUUUUUUUCAAUAUUGUUAGUAGCCAUUUGUGAUUCUAAUUAUAAAUUCAUUUUCAUCGAUGUUGGUGCGUAUGGUAAAUGUAGCGAUAGUACUGUUUUUCAGAAUUCAAUAUUUUACAAAAAACUUAGGGAAUUUAAUCUUAAUAUACCAAAAGAAUCGAAUAUUCCGGGAGUUCCCAAUGAUCUGCCAUAUUUUUUCAUAGGCGAUGAAGCUUUUAGCAUUUCUGAACACAUAUUAAGGCCAUAUCCGGGGACCAACUUGAAUUUUACUAAAAGAAUAUUUAACUAUCGUCUGAGCCGAGCGCGCAGGUAUAUAGAAUGUGCAUUUGGAAUGUUAACUCACAAAUGGCGAAUAUUUCAACGACCAUUAGAUGUUAACGUAAAUUUAGCAAUAAAAAUUAUCAAAGCGUGCUGUUUGCUUCACAAUUUCGUAAGAGAAAGGCAUGGUGUUAAUUUCAACGAAAUAGUAUUCAAUGGUGAUACAGAGGGUAUGUGCGAAAUUCCGAGGGCUAGACUUCUAUCAGGUACACGCGGCAGUAAUGCAAGGAAUAAUUUAGCUGAUUUUUUUGUUAAUAUUGACCCUUUGCCGUGGCAAAACAAAUAUGCUUAAACUAGCUGCAGCGUUCAUAAUUGUAAUUUACCUAUCAUUAUCUUGUAAUGAAUAAAAAAAUUAAAACAACUUACCGUUCUUUUUUUUUUCUUCAACCGAUGCAUUAUUAUCAGUAAAUAUAUUUAUUACUUCCUCCCAUUGUUUCACCUUCUGCGCUCUGUCACUGUAUUCAUCACAUUUCAUAUUCCAGAUAGCUGGGUGGUUUUCGAUUUCAAAUAUAAAUCGAUCGAUAUCGAGAUCCAUUUUCAAACACACACGU
This is a messenger RNA of Amyelois transitella, 1669 nucleotides long. RefSeq lists its product as uncharacterized. Lineage: Eukaryota; Metazoa; Arthropoda; Insecta; Lepidoptera; Pyralidae. The record is from RefSeq and is a predicted model, not a curated record. The transcript is spliced from 2 exons. Bases 208 to 1410 code for a protein of 400 amino acids.